AUUUAAUGGAGUAAGGUUAUACAAAUUAACAAAUUAUUUUUCUGCACUCAAAUACCUAGUUUAGAAAAACAUUAGUUUUUUGUUAAACGUCAAAAAAUGAAGUUAGCUGUAACUGUUUGUAUUAUCAUUAUAGAUGUAGUAUCAUUUACACAGGUGUCUGUAUUAGCUAAUUAUGAACAAAAUGAAUUAUCGAUACAGAAUGAUAAAUCAAACUUAGUUAACUGUCUCAAAGAAAAUGGUUUCACUCGUCUUAUAGAAAAUCAGAUUAUUGGUUUUGGAAUUAUAGAUAACACUUUUUCAAAUUACCUUACUACUGUUAUAAAAUUAUAUGAAAUACCUUCAAUAGGAUAUGCAUUGAUUAAUAAUAUUGGAGAAAAUUUAUGCAAAAAACUUCAUCCAAUCACAGAGCUUAUAGCAAAGGGUGGCAUGGAUGAGUGCAAAGCUAUCAUUAAAGGAUGUUUCGAAUUAUUCUUAUCGAGAAAGCUCAAACUUGAAUGAUUUUGAACAAAUGCUAUAAUUAAACCUUCAAAAUUAUACAACAUAACAUCAAAUUUAAAAAAACAAUAAAACAUAUUUGGUUGGAAAUUGGAUAAAUCUAAAAAAACCAUAAUAAAAUCAUUGAAUAAUAUAAUAUACUGAAGAAAAUCUUCCUAGAAAAUAAAAAUAUAUAAAAGAAAAUGUAUCUAUGUUUUAAUUUAUUUAUAGUGUUCAUAGAUAACUCAUUUAUAAUUACUUAAAUUAAUGAAAAUUUAUUUGUAUGUUUACUAAUAAUUUCAAGAAUACAUUGAAAUAAAAUAAUGAAAUUAUAAGGAAAUUAUGAAAUAUUUUUGUCGAAAAUGUAAAUUUGGGAAUGUAAAUUAUGAUUGAUGAAACAGAAUGCAGUUUUUGUAAAAAGAAAUUUUGUCCAGGACUAAAUUGACAUUUAUAUUGCUACAUAUACAGGGUGAUUUUUUUAUCAUAACCCACUCAAUUACUUAAAGAGUAAUAAUAAUUUAAAAAGAUUUUUUUUUUUUUUUGUUAUUUUAAGUUACACAUUAUUCUUGAAUUAUUAACUAUUUAAUACUUUUUAAGUUCAUCCCUUAUGUCUUGUAAGGGUGUCAACUUUGUGUUUUUUAAUGGGAACAC
Messenger RNA from Daktulosphaira vitifoliae (grape phylloxera), 1125 nucleotides. RefSeq lists its product as uncharacterized. Lineage: Eukaryota; Metazoa; Arthropoda; Insecta; Hemiptera; Phylloxeridae. The record is from RefSeq and is a predicted model, not a curated record. The transcript has 5 exons. Bases 97 to 498 code for a protein of 133 amino acids.